GUACCAGACUAUGCUGGGGAUCAGCUUCGCCAUGGCCUUUAUCCCAGUCUUGUUCAUCAAUAGUCUCAUCUCGGAGCGGGCAACUGGCGCCAAGCUCCUACAAGAGAUGAGCGGCGUCCACCCCCUGGCCUACUGGCUGGGCACGUUCGCCUUUGACUUCCCGGUGUUCCUGAUGGUGGUGGCGCUGAUCAUCUGCGCCCUGAACGUCAACCCCUACAUCUUCAUCAUGAACAACCGCUGGCUGGUCACCUUGACCCUGGCCACGGUCUACGGGCUGGCGACCUUCCCCUUCCUCUACUUCCUGCAGAACUCUUUCACGACGCCGUCACGUGGUCUGCUCGUCAUCCUCAUCGUUAACAUCGUCAUCGGUAUCGCUAUUGGCACAGUGAUUGGUUUUUUCAAGCUGGGGGGCGUGGCCAUUAAGGGCCAUUGGGCCGUGUGGAACCAGGUGUGUAGUUUCGUGUCCCCCAACUACCUGCUGUCUGGGAUGCUCAUCGUCAUGAUGCUGCAAGUACCGUAUGAUGCCGUUGAUGGCUUCCAGUUUCUCUUCUCACGCGAUCACAACUUCCUGACAGAAAACAGCUACAAACUUUUGUGUCAGGCGGCCGUGGCCUGGGUGUUGGUCAUCUUGUUGGACUACAAGGUCCAUAGGUCAUUCUGGUAG
This is a messenger RNA of Physella acuta, 664 nucleotides long. RefSeq names its product phospholipid-transporting ATPase ABCA7-like. NCBI's taxonomy places the organism in Eukaryota, Metazoa, Mollusca, Gastropoda, Physidae. Gene Ontology annotation, cellular component: membrane. The record is from RefSeq and is a predicted model, not a curated record. Gene Ontology annotation, molecular function: ABC-type transporter activity.